Messenger RNA from Passer domesticus (house sparrow), 2850 nucleotides. RefSeq names its product class I histocompatibility antigen, F10 alpha chain-like. NCBI's taxonomy places the organism in Eukaryota, Metazoa, Chordata, Aves, Passeriformes, Passeridae. Bases 307 to 1038 code for a protein of 243 amino acids. The transcript has 2 exons. The record is from RefSeq and is a predicted model, not a curated record.
CAGAGCGGGGCUGAGCGGGGGCAGCCGCGCCUGGGGCAUCUCUGGGGCUGCCAUGGCAACUGUGGGACUGCCAUGGGGAUCCGGGAGAUGGAGCCCGAGGAAUGAACAAAUUCCUCAGGGCACAGCUGCGUGGAGUGGCUCCAGAAAUAUGUCAGAUAUGGGCGGGAGGAGCUGCAGUGUAAAGGUGGGGAGGGCAGAGUUCCCAUGGGAAUGUGGGAAAUGAGAAUGCGGGAUUUGGGAGGACAAAAUCUGCCAACAUGGGAAUUACCAAGGGAAUUCCAUGGAUAGAUCUGUCAUCCCAUUCCCAUGGGACUUCCAUGGUUGAAUCCCACUGUUGUCCCAUUCCCAUGGGAAUUCUGUAGAUGGAUCUCACUGCCAUGCCAUUGCCAUGGAAUUCCAUGGGGAGAUCUCAGCCCUGUCCCACUGCCAUGGAAUUCCAUGCAUGCAUCUCACCGUUACCCCAUCCCAGAGCCCCCUGAUGUCCGUGUGUCCCGAAAAGUGGAACACGGGAUCCUGACACUGUCCUGCCAUGCAUACAGAUUCUACCCCAGCACCAUUGGGACCAGCUGGAUGAAGGGGAUGAAAUCGGGGAUCGUUCCACACCUGGGCAGGAUCGAGGCGCUGCUGGAGGAGCAGGAGCAGCCCCUGCGCCGGGCGGAGCAUCCCGGAAUGCCAGAGCCUGGGAUCUGCUCCUGGGCUGAGGCUGGGAACAUGGAAUGUGGGAACUGGGAAUUUGGGACUGUGGAGCAGUGGGAUGGGGGUUCCCCUCCCCUCCUAACCAUGCCAUGCUUCCCAGAGCUGGAAUCCAGCAGGAAUCUCACCCUGGUGGUCGCUGUGUCUGUCAGUGCUGCCAUCAGCAUUGUUAUCCUCAUUGGAUUUGGUGUUUGGAAGCUCCACUCUGGUUCGCUCCAAACCCAACCUGGGGGUCACCCGGUUCUUCUCCCCUUCCCAGACACUUGGAGAUCCCCCCAUGACCCAUCCAGCCCCCCCAAACUCCUCCUUGGGUCACCCCUAAGUCCCCAGUGGGGAUUUCUGUGAGUUCCCCUGUGUUCCCCCCUUCCCAGGACUUUGGGGGUCCCCCCCGACCUGUCUGUGCCCCCCCUGAUUUCUUCCACAGCCCCUCUGUGAUGGUGGGGGCUGGGGUCCAAGUGCUGGUGCCUCCCUGCCUGCAGCAGAUCCAGCACUGAGGGGAGUCCCUUAGCAUUUGGGGUCCCCUGGGGUUAGGGGUCACCCCCCCGGGUCACCCAGGAUCUCCCUGAACACGCUGGCACUGCCCAUGCUCAGUGAGAAGGUUCAUUCCCAGCACGAGGCCUCAGCUGUGUCACUGGCAUCGCCCAGGUACCCAGAAAGCCUCCCGGGAACCCCAAACCCCCUGGAACAACGCAGCUUCCCUGGGACCCCAAUAUCAUCCCUAGCCUCUCCAAAAGCUCCCCAAGACUGCAAAACCCCAUACAGACCCCCCCAAACCUUCUCAGGACAUCAAAAUUCCCACAGGACGUCCCAACACCCUUCCAGACCCCCUUGAUAAGGUUCAUACCUGGCAUGGGAUCCCCAUCUCCGUCACCAGCAGGGAGGAGGAGGAAGACGGUGGGAUAGAGGAGAAGGAAGAUAGAGGGAGAGAGGAGGAGGAGCAGGCAGAGGAGGAGCUGGAGCAGCUGGAGGAAGCACCGCAUGCUUUCAGCUCUCUCUGCACUCGCAGCAGCUUCGGCUCGGGACCAUCGCCCCCCAUCCCGCAGGUGCCCGGGGAGGGGGAGCUCGCCCCAAGUAUCCCGGGGGUCCCUGGGUUUGGGAUUUUUUUGGGGGGAUGUUUGGAGCUUGCAGAGCUCCAAAGCCGAGCCGCAGAUGGCCCUCAGGGGGACAUCGGGGGGUCCCUGGUGAUAUGAAUAAGAAGCUUGACUAGGCCAAUACUCAAGCAGCAAUCAAUUUAUUAAUGAAUAUGGUAAAGUAUGAGCAAUACAGCGCUGGGUACAGUGGGGGGAAUUUUCCCUCCAACUGCACACCGAUAGUUGGGGCUUACAGAUAUUUAUAGGGGUUUUCAUAAGCUUUUUCAGCAGUUUCUAUUCCAAAUGUUUGCGUCACAAUUCUAUACACUAUUGUGAUUUAGUUUUUCUCAGGAUGUAUCUCAGAAAGGAGUAUCCCCAGAUGGUGGGGUCCAGCUUCUGAAGGAAGAAAGAAGUCUCUCAGCUGGUGAGGUCCAGGGUCCAUAUGCGGGUUCACCUUUGAAUUGCAAGGACUAUAAAUCUCAUACCAGUGAUGUCCAGCUUCCCUUGGUCAAAACUAUCAAUCCUUGAGUGGAUGUUCAUCUUCCUUUCUCAAGCUGCUUUUGCAUAUUUUGUUAAGGUGUCGAGAUAAGCAUCUUUCCUUUUGAUAUAUUCUAAAGCUAUAGUUUCAAAGAUCCUUACUACAAGCAUUAUUCUGAAAUUAUACUUCAAAAGGUUGUUAUUGCAAACUCUUUUUAGCUAGAAGCAGAACGUUCCUGUCAAACAGCAACAUCCUUAAAGCUUUAAUUCGAAUGCUCUUAAAUCAACUUAAGACUUAUAAAGGUUAAUUGCAAACAAAGGAUAGGUUCAAAGGCCUUCUUCCAUGCUUUACUUCCUCAGUUAUUUAUUAGAAUUGUCUUCAUAACUGUCCCACGGUCAGUUUCCACACAUAUCACAAUCACAGAUAUACACAUUGCCUGUAUGUACCUGACACAAAACACAGCUUUAUAUUUCACAUCGGGAGGUGUUUUUAGGGAGUUGUGGCCAUCCCCUGGCAGGGCUCACCUGCAAACUGGGUGUAGGCUGUGUCUUGGAGGAAGGUGCCACGGCCAAAGUCAAUCAGUUUCAGCUGCCCGCUGGCCAGGUUGAG